AUGCCUUCUGAUAUUGUAGACGUGCACGUACACGGUACAGAGGACAACGAACUCGCCAUUCGCCAACAGCUGCUCGAUGGACUUCGGCAACCUCAAGGACAGAAACAUGUCCCAACCAUGCUCCUCUACGAUGAACGAGGCUUGAAGCUAUACGACGACAUAACCACGCAAGCUCCCGAAUACUACCUAUUCGCUGCUGAGGAAGAAAUCCUUAAGGAACGCGCUGAUGAAUUGGUUCACAUCAUGCACGGGGGCGCUGGUCCGGUGGAGGGGGAAGCGGUUAUUGAGCUUGGAGCAGGUGCUUUGAGAAAGACUUCUCACAUCUUGCUUGCACUCUCUCGCCUAGUAAAGAACCCUUCUGACAAACCACCAAUGACCUACUACGCCCUUGACCUCGAAAGGAAUGAGUUGGAACGAACGCUUGGAGAGAUUAAUACCUCUCAUAUCGGAAAGGAAUUGGAAGGAAAGAUUGCAACAAAGGGCAUGUGGGGAACGUACGACGACGGGCUUAAAUACAUCGAGACUGCUGGAAUGCAUUCGGUCACGCCCGACUAUGUUGACAGAGCUGCGACUUCAUUUUUGCGACUCGACAAUCGCGACUCUUCGCCUGGUUCGAACGAGUCGGAGUCGUCUACAAGUGACUCGCACGACUACUCUACUUCCCACCCAUCGACCCCAGACGAUGCUCAACCUCCUUUACACCUUCUUUUCCUUGGAUCCUCGUUGGGGAAUUUCACUCGUGAGGAGGGUACGCACUUCCUGCGCUCUCUGCCUCUCCGACCUGGAUCCGGAGACACGCUCCUAAUUGGGCUGGAUUGUGACAACGAGAAGGAAAUGAUUGAAAAGGCGUAUAAUGAAGACGGUGGUUAUACGCGGAGGUUUAUCAUGAAUGGCUUGAAGGCUGCGGGAAGAGUAUUAGGUAACGAGAACUUCUUUGAUGAGAAUCAAUGGGAAUAUGUUAAUAGGUAUGAUGAAAAACAACGCCGGCACGAAGCGUUUUACCGAUCCAAGUCCUCGCAAAGUCUCAAGCUACCUUCCGACGAAGGAUCUCUACAUUUCCUCGAGAAUGAGUUGAUCAAAGUGGAGGAAUCGUGGAAGUUUUCCGAAAAGGACGCUUACACCCUUUUCUCGGAAAGCAAUUUGAGGCCAGUGCAGCGCUGGUCAGACAGCCAGUCUAGAUAUUCGCUUUGGCUACUUGAACGGCCAGCAUUCAAUUUCCCGCUCCUAUCCUCUCGUUUCGCAUGCAAUGCCGAUGGGCAGCUUGUUGAGAAGAAAGCGUAUACGUCAACGACAUUUGGUGUACCGUCUCCUCAAGAGUGGGAGAAUGUCUGGGCACUCUGGGAUUGUAUCACCUUGCGCAUGAUACCCCCUUCAAUGUUAUAUCAGAAACCUAUCGACCUUCGACACAUCUGCUUGUUUUAUCUUGGUCAUAUUCCUGCAUUCCUUGACAUUCAUUUGUCAAAACUAUUAGACGAACCACAUUCGGAGCCAGAUUACUUUAAGGAUAUCUUUGAGCGUGGUAUCGAUCCCAAUGUCGAUGAUCCUAGCCAAUGCCAUUCACACUCCGAGGUCCCACGAAAGGAUGAAGAAUGGCCCAGUCAUACUGCAAUCCUUCAAUUCCGUUCUCGUGUCCGGUCACGACUCUUGAAACUUUAUGAAGAUAUCGACAAUGGUACUAAGGAGCUGACGCGAAGAAUGGGUCGAGUGCUAUUCAUGACGCUCGAGCAUGAAGCUCUUCAUGCUGAAACUCUUCUCUACAUGCUAAUUCAACGCGCUGGCACGGGCACUAUCUCUCCUCCUGGAUUCGCGAUUCCUGAUUGGGGCUCUCUCACCGAAUAUUGGAACACCCUUCCUGCACCGGAGCAAUCAACCGUGACUCUGGGCCCUGCGACGGUUGUUGUAGGUCAUGAUGAUCUUGACGCAGACGACAAACUUCCAGAAAACAUCAAAGAUUUCGAAAAGCAUGAAUAUGGUUGGGAUAACGAGCAUCCUGAACGAGAGUACCAAGUGGGACAAUUCCGUAUUGAAUGGCGUCCGGUCACCAAUGGAGAGUUCUAUACUGCUUUCAAGGCGAAUCGUGAUCGAUUCCAGCUCCCUGCUAGCUGGGUUGAACACAAGGGCGAGACCCAGGUGAGAACGCUCUAUGGACCUGUGCCUAUGAAGGUGGCGCAUCAUUGGCCAGUAGCAACUUCAUUCGACAACCUUUCAGCUUAUGCGACAGUCAAAGGAGGUCGUAUUCCUACGGAGCCAGAGCUGCGAUUGUUCUACGAGAAGUUCAAGUCGGGAUUCGAAGGUGGCGCUAACAUCGGUUUCCGGAACUGGCACCCUAUUCCGGCGACGACCGGGGGUGAGAAGGACGGCGGAAGGGGUCAUAACGGGGGCGUGUGGGAGUGGACUUCAACUUUGUUCGAUAAAUAUGAUGGAUUUACUCCAUCAGAGCUCUAUCCCGGCUAUUCUGCGGAUUUCUUCGAUGGGUGUCAUCAGGUGGUGAUCGGAGGCUCUUAUGCGACGAUUCCUCGUAUCGCUGAGCGCAAGUCAGUCCGAAACUGGUACCAACGAAACUAUCCCUACCCAUGGGUCGGAGCUCGAGUUGUGUAUGAUAUUUAG
Marasmius oreades (fairy-ring Marasmius) is the source of this 2607-nucleotide messenger RNA. RefSeq lists its product as uncharacterized. NCBI's taxonomy places the organism in Eukaryota, Fungi, Basidiomycota, Agaricomycetes, Agaricales, Marasmiaceae. The transcript has 11 exons. The record is from RefSeq and is a predicted model, not a curated record. Bases 1 to 2607 code for a protein of 868 amino acids.